This is a messenger RNA of Lolium rigidum, 1827 nucleotides long. RefSeq names its product putative F-box protein At2g02030. NCBI's taxonomy places the organism in Eukaryota, Viridiplantae, Streptophyta, Magnoliopsida, Poales, Poaceae. Bases 1 to 1215 code for a protein of 404 amino acids. Gene Ontology annotation, molecular function: protein binding. The record is from RefSeq and is a predicted model, not a curated record. The transcript is spliced from 2 exons.
AUGCUGCUCCGAUCCGGGCGGCGCAUCGCGGCCCAAGAAGAAGCCGGCCGGCCGACCGUGCCGAGAAGAAGAAGAAGAAAGAAGGCAAGGUCGGAUCUUCUCGCCGCCUUUCCGGAAGAGAUCCAGCAGGAGAUCCUGGCCCGCCUCCCGCCCAAGUCCCUGCUCCGCUGCCGAGCCGUCUGCCGCUCGUGGCGCCGCCUCGCGUCCGACCCCGCGUUCCUGCUCCACCACCACCGCCACCAGCCAAGGCUCCAACUGAUAAGCACCUGCCGAACCGCCGGUGCCAACGAUGGGUACGUCCGCCGCCUCGAAGCCUUCCACCUCCGGGCCGCCGAGGCCCGGCGGCCAGUCUUCGGCUUCCCUAACCACUUCGCCUCCCGCUACUCCCGCUUUCCCGUCACCGCCUCCUGCGACGGCCUGCUUGUCGUCGGCCGCUACUCCAUCUGCAACCCGGCCACGCGACAGUGGGGGUCCCUGAGCACCAACCCCAAGCUCCACAUCGAGCGCAUCGUCGGCCUCUUCCGGCACCAACCUUCGGGGGAGUACCGCGUGCUGUACUGGACACACUCAAGCAUGCCUUAUGCCUUGCCGAUCCUCCCCACGGAAGUGCCCUGUCCUAAUGAGUACCGCGUCCUAACCGUGGGAACCAGCGAGUCGAGGCUCGUCGACUGUCCGUUAGCGCAGAUGAUCGGCGAGUUGGGACCAAUCAUCUGCGGCGCGCCGGUCCUUCUCAACGGAACCCUGCAUGUGCACUGGACGAUGCGGUCGACUGUCCGCUACCACAAGAUACUGGUGUUUGACACGGUGGCGGAGACGUUCCGGCACAUGGUCCCGCCAUCCGUGAACCCCCGCCAUGCUAUGCACUUGCUUGACAUGUGCGGCAGGCUUGCCGUGGCCACCAGCAAGGACCGCGUGACCGGGAUGAGCAUAUUUAUCUUGCAGGACGAGCAGAAAGAUGUCUGGGCGUUCCACUACCGGAUCAAAAUGCCGGUCAUGGAUAUCAGGCGUUUCCAGGAGCAAGGUAAUUUGUGGGCAGAGGUUGUCUCCGACGAGGGAGACGUGCUUGUUUGCUGCUAUGGCUAUCUGUUGCACUGUGACAAAAAUGGCAAGUUGGUAGCUAGCUUCAACUAUGAUGAUGACCUGCCCGUGGUUCUACCUCAUAGGCUCAAAGAGAGUCUUAUCCAGCAUACCUUUUUCAACAAGACGGAGAGCUGAUUCCUAUCGAUUCUUCAUUUUGCGCCAUGUUAAAUGAGAGGACUGGUAGAGAACUUCAGAUGUUGCCCAUGUUUUGGACUAUGCUGCUAUAGUGGGGAGCUUGAUUUGUAUGUUGUUGACCCGUUACAUAUAUCAACUUCUGUGUGAUGAUUCUGCUAUGCUCUUCAGUCUUCACUUGUCGUCUUUGCCAACUUCUGCUACUAGUUCAUGAACGGUGGCAUAGUGUAUGUGUUGACCAAAUGGUUCUCAUAGAAUUUGAACUGCAGUGAAAAGUCAAAAUGCUCUUAAGGAUGUUGCGGAUUUGUUUAAAAUUGGGAUGCAGGGAGUACUUGAUCUCAACCACUGACCACAACUACCUCCUCGUUUAUGCAAACAGAGCAGCCACCUCAAAUGUUACAGGACAGGAAACAGUGGUUGUUUGUUCUCUUUUUGUGCAUGUCCUUUGGGCUUCUUGUUAAGUCAUACAACAGCACAUCAGUUCUCCGUCUUCUGAAAAAACGUAUGCUGGAUAAGACUCUACUGCAACCACCCCAAAUUUAGCGAAUAUAUUGCAAGUUAAGUGUUGUCUCUUUUAUUUACUGUUAUUUCUCGAAGAUUUUGCAUAGCAAACUG